AACAAUAGUAAAAACCAAUAACAAACAAAAAAAUAAAAAAGAAGAAUGGAGAAAAAGGCUCAUCCUUUACUUAGAGGAGGAAGAAGAGAAACAAAAUAUAGCCAUGGAUUUUCUUCAUCAGAAAUAGAAACUUUAACAUCUAUUUGUGAAACAAUUCUUCCUCCUCUUCCUCUAAAUUCACUUCAAGAAAAUAACAAAAAAAUUCAAAACUUUCAUAAAGUUUCUGGCUCUCAAUAUCCAAUUCCCGAUGAGGUUGCUGAGAUUGUGAUGAAAAGGGCUUUUUUUGAAGCAAGAAUGUUGGUGAGGGGUUUGUUAAGAAUUCUAUCAACAAGAAUUGGGAGUUUGUUACUUUGUGGAUUAUUUUGUUUUGGAAAAAGUUGGCCUUAUAUUAACAAAUUCUCUGAUAUUUCAUUGGAUAAAAGAGAAAUUGUGAUGCAAAAAUGGUUCAACAACAGAUUUUUCACUCCUGUUAGAUUGGCAUUUAUGUUUGUCAAAUUCUUGUGUCUAUACAUCUUCUUUACUCAGGUUGGUGAAGAUUCAAAAAAUCCAGCAUGGGAUGACAUUGGUUAUCAAGUAGACAAUGAAGAGAACUCUUCAGAAACACCUGAUGAGAGACCUCUUCAGAAGGGAAUCAUCGAAACUAUAUACGAGACAGAAUCAAGCAUUGUAAAAUCCCUUGUCGAAAAAGGCCUAAAAGUCACAGAAGACACCAAAAACAACAUGUACAAGGUUCAAUGUGAUGUUGUCAUUGUUGGUUCAGGCUGUGGUGGAGGUGUUGCAGCAAGUGUUCUUGCAAGUUCUGGCCAGAAAGUCGUUGUUCUCGAGAAAGGAAACUACUUCGCGAAAUCAGACUAUUCUUCCCUUGAAGGACCUUCACAGUCUCAAAUGUAUGAAUCAGGAGGUAUACUCGCAACUUUGGAUGGUAAAGUUAUGAUCUUGGCAGGUUCAACAGUUGGUGGUGGCUCUGCUGUUAACUGGUCAGCUUGCAUUAAGACCCCUGACUCCGUUAUACAAGAAUGGGGCGAUGAUAAAAGAAUCUCCAUGUUCAAAACCCCUGAGUAUGUAUCAGCUAUGGACAAAGUUUGUGAACGAAUCAACGUGACAGAGAAAUGCACACAAGAAGGUCUACAGAAUCAGAUUCUCCGAAAAGGGUGUGAAAGACUUGGUCUUGAAGUUGAAGGCGUGGCAAGAAACUCAUCCGAGGAUCAUUAUUGUGGCUCGUGUUGUUACGGAUGUAGAAGAGGUGAGAAGAAAGGAACUGAUACAACUUGGCUAGUCGAUGCUGUGGACUGUGGAGCAGUGAUUAUAACAGGAUGCAAAGCCGAGAGAUUCAUACUCGAAAAGAAAAAGUAUGGGAAAACAAGAAGCAAGAAAUGCUUAGGAGUGAUUUCAACUAGUUUGAAUAAAGAUAUCACAAAGAGUAUAUGUAUUGAGGCAAAAGUGACCAUUUCAGCUUGUGGUUCUCUUUUGACCCCUCCACUUAUGAUCUCUAGUGGAUUGAAAAAUCGAAACAUUGGUCGAAAUCUCCAUCUUCAUCCAGUUGUAAUGGCGUGGGGGUACUUCCCCGAGUCCAACUCUGAUCUCAAGGGAAAAAUAUACGAAGGAGGAAUCAUUACCUCGGUACACAAAGUGGGGAGUCAUGAUUCGAAUGUAAGAGCUAUUAUAGAAGCUCCUGCUUUAGGACCGGGAUCAUUUGCUGCUUUAUGUCCUUGGACAUCUGGAGAGGACCUAAAGAAUAGAUUACUCAAGUAUGACAGAACAGCUCAUUUAUUUGCAAUGGUUAAAGACAUUGGAUCGGGGGAAGUUAGGUCCGAAGGAAGAAUUAACUACACGUUCAAUGGCACGGACAAAGAAAGUUUGAAACUCGGGCUAAGACAAGCUUUAAGGAUCUUGAUAGCAGCAGGAGCUGCUGAGGUAGGUACUCAACGUAGCGAUGGACAGAGAAUCAAAUGUAAAGGACAAAGUGAAAAAGCACUCGAGUCUUUUCUUGAGACGGUCACAGCAGCUGAGGGGCCAAAGUCACUUGUAAAGAAUUUCACAACUUAUAGUUCUGCUCAUCAAAUGGGGAGCUGCAGGAUGGGAAUGAACGAAAAGGACAGUGCAGUCGAUGAGAACGGGGAGAGCUGGGAAGCAGAAGGACUAUUUGUUUGUGAUGCUAGUGUUCUUCCAGGUGCUGUUGGUGUAAAUCCAAUGAUCACUAUACAGUCUACUGCAUAUUGCCUAUCCAAGAAGAUAGCAGAGAUGAUGAAAGACGGAAGGUUCUCAAGAUAAGCCAUACUCAGCUACUUAUCCUCUUUAUAUAUAUAUAUAUUGUAUCCAUAUGAAUUCGUAAUGUCUAGUCCUUCUUUGAUUGUUCAUAUGUUUGUAAUUCUCAUUUGAAGUUAACACUUUGUAUGACUAGUAUGGAUAAAGAGGAUAUCAAUAAACAAAAUAUUCAUGUUUGAUGU
Molecule: messenger RNA, 2447 nt
Organism: Solanum stenotomum
Lineage: Eukaryota; Viridiplantae; Streptophyta; Magnoliopsida; Solanales; Solanaceae
Product: long-chain-alcohol oxidase FAO1
Exons: 3
Coding region: 46-2271 (741 amino acids)
Molecular function (GO): flavin adenine dinucleotide binding; long-chain-alcohol oxidase activity
Source: RefSeq, a predicted model, not a curated record